AUGGCGCUGAAACCUGGUGGCCAGGCCGUACUCGCCCUGGGCCUUUCCAGAUUUCAAAUCGAUAUACUCCAAAGACGCGCAGAACAGGUUGCCAGUAAUGGCCGACAAAUCAGCCGAUUUGCACGCCGUGUGUUUGCCCUCCCCAACUCCGAACAGAUAAACUCUCUCCAAUACGCUCCCUGGCACCCUCGUGAGUCGCGUGAGAAUGCCCAAGCUCGAAUAGGAGCUCCUAUGGAACGCACUAAGGAACAGGCGGCGGCUAAUUUCUUGGAUUUCCAACGCACCAUCCCUGGCUCUAAUAUCAGUCUUUUCAGAUGGAUCUAG
This is a messenger RNA of Talaromyces stipitatus ATCC 10500, 324 nucleotides long. RefSeq lists its product as uncharacterized. The transcript is spliced from 2 exons. The record is from RefSeq and is a predicted model, not a curated record. Bases 1 to 324 code for a protein of 107 amino acids. NCBI's taxonomy places the organism in Eukaryota, Fungi, Ascomycota, Eurotiomycetes, Eurotiales, Trichocomaceae.